This is a messenger RNA of Rotaria sordida, 324 nucleotides long. Lineage: Eukaryota; Metazoa; Rotifera; Eurotatoria; Philodinida; Philodinidae. The record is from the annotation of a GenBank genome assembly.
AUGUGUCUAUCAAAAUGGGGUUAUUGUGGAAAAGGAUCAGAUUAUUGUGGUGAUGGUUGUCAAGCUGGUCCAUGUACGGGAAAUAAUGGGAAUAAUGGAGGUAAUUCCGGUGAUAUCAUCAACAGCGAUACUUUUGCUUGUGCAUUUAACACAAUCGAUGGUGCAACACUAAGCAAUCGAUUUAAUGGAUUGCAGGCAACAGGGUGGAAACCAUCGAACAAAGAUGAAGCAGCCGUCUUUCUCGCUCAUGUUUUUCAUGAAUCAGACGGUCUCAAAACAGUACGAGAAUAUUGUGCUCCAGGUAUGACGUUUUUAAAACAGUGA